Messenger RNA from Coffea eugenioides, 1927 nucleotides. Its product is annotated as protein GRAVITROPIC IN THE LIGHT 1. The record is from RefSeq and is a predicted model, not a curated record. The coding region runs from base 111 to 1484 and encodes 457 amino acids. The transcript has a single exon. Lineage: Eukaryota; Viridiplantae; Streptophyta; Magnoliopsida; Gentianales; Rubiaceae. Gene Ontology annotation, biological process: response to red or far red light; negative gravitropism.
AAUUUCAAAGCCACCCUUUUUGUUCCUCCUCGGUCUUUCUUUCCUCCAUUUUCUUCCCUCAGUUCAUACAUGUCUUUAGUCCUCUAAAUUUUUUGCAUACUACAAAAUCAAUGGAUUCAAUCAGACCUUCUCCAGCUCCAUCAAAAAACAAACUAGCCAAGAAAUUCCAGAAAGUUAUUCAUCUGAAAACAGCCACAAAAAACCGCUCAAACAAUGCCUUUUGUUUGCUAAUACCUCAAGAAAAGCUCAAAUGUUGUGAAUCCCAACAGUUUGAGAAAGAAGAGAUUGAAGAUGCUGCAAAAGAGUCAAAGAACAGAGCUGCAAUGGAAGCCUUCAUUGCUAAGCUUUUUGCUACAGUUUCAUCUGUUAAGGCAGCUUAUGCUGAGAUACAAAUGGCUCAGUUUCCUUACAAUGGUGAAGCUAUUCAGUCUGCAGAUCAGGCUGUUGUCGAUGAGCUGAAAGCUCUGUCUGAGUUAAAACACAGUUUCUUGAAGAAACAGAUUGAUGCUUCACCCCCUCAUGUGACUUUAAUGCUGGCUGAGAUUCAAGAACAGCAAUCUCUGAUGAAGACUUAUGAGAUUACCAUGAAGAAAAUGCAGAAUGAAAUUGAAGGAAAAGAGGCCCAAAUUUCUUCCCUUCAACGAGAGCUGAAUGAGGCCAUACAGAACAACAAGUCCCUUGAGAAGAAGAUCAAUGCAAGUGGAUCUUUUUCUAUUCUUGACAAUGUUAAGUUCUCUGAGGCUAAUUCUAAAGACUUCAUCAUGGUUUUGCACUAUGCAUUGAGAUCCAUACGUAAUUUUGUGAAGCUGAUGAUUAAAGAGAUGGUGUCUGCCAAUUGGGAUGUUGAAGCUGCUGCAAAUUCAAUACAACCUGAAGUCAAUUUUGUCAAGAAGGAUCACAAAGGUUUUGCAUUUGAAUCUUUUGUCUGCAGAGAAAUUUUCAGCGGUUUCAAUGAUCCAGGCUUUGCUGUUCAACAUGAGAAUCAACCUUGGCCUAAUGGGGGGUAUCAAAAAAGGCUUUUCGUUUUUGAUCAAUUCAAGAAAGUGAAGUCAGUGAGUGUUCUUCAAUUUCUGAAGCACAAUCCCAAUUCUUUUCUCGGGAAAUUCUUGAAGUCCAAGUACCUCCAGCUGAUUCAUCCCAAAAUGGAAUUCUCAUUUUCUGGGAAUUUGAAUCAGAGAAAAUUAGUAAAUUCUGGUGAAUAUCCAGAAACUGAAUUCUUCAAGGCAUUUGCUGAGAUGGGAAGAAGAGUUUGGCUUUUGCACUGCUUAGCUUUCUCAUUUGAUCAUGAAGUCAGCAUUUUCCAAGUGAAAAAGAACUGUAGAUUCUCUGAAGUGUACAUGGAGAGCGUGACAGACGACAUUUUUACUGCAGCAGAUGGUGAUUUUCGGGUGGUUUUUACGGUGGUUCCAGGGUUUAAGGUUGGCCAAACAGUGGUGCAAAGCCAGGUAUACUUAUCUCCGGCCAGGUCUGCUGCCAACAGUUAAAAUGCAGUUUUAGUUUUUAUCCAGCUUCUAAUACUAUGUACAUGGUUAAGAGGUAAGAUAGGCAAGCAAGUUGGCGUUACAUGCCCUGGUAAGAUGGCAGAAGAGCCUAGUGCACUUUUCUGCUAGUGGCAGAGGGCUCACCUCAAAAUGUGCACAAAGUUGAAUUGGGAUCCUCCCUCUAUGGCAGUGCUUUAUCUUAGGUUCAAUUUCCAGCAAAAGAGGAAUGUGACAGUAUGUGAAUCUUUAGAUCAACUUUGAUAGCAUAAGCACCAGAGUUUGGCAAAUUAGUGGUAAAGAUAGGCUAGAGUAGGGCCAUAAAUAAAAGUAAUUGUAAGAAUAAAAGAUAUCAAGAUUGAGUAAUCUCACACCUGAAUUAAUUUAUCCUACAAUUUAGUUCAUGUAUGCAAUGUAUUAUAGCAUAACUUAUCUGCAUUUUACUUCAC